GCCAUGGCGGCGUUUCCCCGCCACCGCCGCUUCUUCGGCGGCUUCGUCUGCGGGGCCGCGGCCGGGGCCGCCGCGUCCUGCUGGGCUACGUGGCGGCUCCUCCGCAGCCAGAGCCAGCCGGAGCCGGGCCCCGGGCGGACCCCAGCCGAGGAACCAACAGAAGAGGCUCUGCUGGAAAGAUAUGGGUUUCCUGAGGCUGGAACAGAGACCAGAUGUUACACAAAUCAUGCACUGUCAUAUGACCAGGCAAAACGGGUGCCUAGAUGGGUGAUUGAACACAUUUCAAAACAAAAGAUGCUGGGUGAUGCAGAUCGAAGGCACUGUAAAUUCAGACCAGACCCUAACAUCCCUCUGAUGUUCAGUGCUGUCAAUGAGGACUACCUUGGCAGUGGAUGGUCACGAGGACACAUGGCACCAGCAGGAGAUAACAAAUUUUCAACAAGAGCUAUGGCUGAAACGUUUUAUCUGUCUAACAUUGUGCCUCAGAAUUAUGAAAAUAAUGCUGGGUUUUGGAACAGAAUGGAAAUGUACUGUCGGGAAUUGACUGAGAGAUUUGAAGAUGUUUGGGUUGUUUCUGGACCUCUUACCUUGCCUCAAACAGAUGGUGAUGGAAAGAAGAGUGUUACUUACCAGGUGAUUGGAAAGGAUGAUGUGGCUGUACCAUCCCACCUGUACAAGGUGAUCCUCGCCAGGCGGAGCAGAGCGUCCUCAGAGCCCCUGGUCCUGGGGGCUUUCGUGGUGCCAAAUGACCCCAUAGGCUUCAGCCACCAGCUCACUGACUUCCAAGUCAGUGUUGAAGACCUGGAAAAAAUGUCGGGUUUAGUUUUCUUCCCCCGGGUGGACAAGACCAAAGAUGUUAAAAAUAUCUGUGAGGUGGAUACCUGCAAACUGAUGGGCUUCAAGGAAUUCACACUGUACAUCACUGCCCGCAAAGUGCAGAGCGCCCGGACGCUGCGCCGGCUGGAGAGAGCCAUGGCAGAGUUACAGGAGGCAGGAAUUGAGCCUGAUGAGUAUCUCCUAAAGCUUUACAAGAAGAAGGAGGAAGAACUGCUGCAGGAAAAACCAGUAGUAGCUAGAGAGGGGAGAGCUGGCUGAGUAUUCAGGAAGUUGUUUGAGUUUUUGGAAAGAGGAACUGAAAGCAGUCAUGAAGACAAGGCCCCCUUGAAUCAUCCUUUUUUGAGCUGUGAAAACAAUAAAGAAAUAUCUGGA
This is a messenger RNA of Cinclus cinclus, 1209 nucleotides long. It is a transcript of the gene EXOG, whose product is annotated as exo/endonuclease G. Gene Ontology annotation, biological process: apoptotic DNA fragmentation. Gene Ontology annotation, cellular component: mitochondrial inner membrane; nucleus. Bases 4 to 1095 code for a protein of 363 amino acids. Gene Ontology annotation, molecular function: nucleic acid binding; single-stranded DNA endonuclease activity; RNA endonuclease activity. The record is from RefSeq and is a predicted model, not a curated record. The transcript is spliced from 6 exons. Lineage: Eukaryota; Metazoa; Chordata; Aves; Passeriformes; Cinclidae.